AUGAGUGGAUACUCUAGUUGUAUUCAUACAUCGCUAACGUUUGUGGAUGAAUUCAGAACAGGAUCCAUACUGAGAAGAUCAACUGCUGUCAACCUGAGACAAGAUUUUCAGAUUUCUAGUGAAGAAGCUAUUCAAAUUGCUAAGCUUCUGGCAUUGAAAGAAGGAUUGCUGGUGGGCAUUUCUUCUGGGGCGGCUGCUGCUGCGGCAAUAAAGAUAGCAAAGAGGCCAGAAAAUGCUGGGAAACUCAUUGUUAUUUCUAGUGAAGAAGCUAUUCAAAUUGCUAAGCUUCUGGCAUUGAAAGAAGGAUUGCUGGUGGGCAUUUCUUCUGGGGCGGCUGCUGCUGCGGCAAUAAAGAUAGCAAAGAGGCCAGAAAAUGCUGGGAAACUCAUUGUUUUUGGCAAGACUCCUGAUGAUAUUGAUAUUAUUACUGCGACCAUGGCCCUAUUUUGA
Molecule: messenger RNA, 450 nt
Organism: Ilex paraguariensis (yerba mate)
Lineage: Eukaryota; Viridiplantae; Streptophyta; Magnoliopsida; Aquifoliales; Aquifoliaceae
Source: the annotation of a GenBank genome assembly